CGUUUUAGUUUAGCCAAUGACAUCCCCGCCUCUCGGCGUCUAAUGGCCGGACAACAACAAUCCUCAUCUGGAAGUGAACUUGCCCAAACUUCCCAGGGGACAAAAGAAAGUUAGCAGUGAUAGAAAGUUACAAAGUUCGAUUUCUUCAACUUUUAAUCACCAAUGCGGAGCCGCUGAUGGAUCCGCGAUACGACAUCCCGCGGAGGGUCGGCGUCGGCGGCGGGAGCUCCUCCAACUCGUCGCCCGCUCUGGGGGCUCAGUCGCGCCGCAGGAAGAUGCCGCCCAGGCCCGCUGACUUCAAACUUCAAAUUAUUAUUAUCGGCUCACGGGGUGUUGGUAAAACCAGCAUAAUGGAGCGAUACACGGACGACACUUUCUCCGAGGCCUGCAAAUCCACCGUAGGAGUGGAUUUUAAAAUCAAAACGGUGGAGCUGAGGGGGAAAAAGAUCCGACUGCAGAUCUGGGACACAGCGGGCCAGGAGCGUUUCAACAGCAUCACGUCGGCGUACUACCGUGGCGCCAAGGGGAUCGUGCUGGUCUACGACAUAACCAAGCAGGAGACCUUUGACGACCUUCCCAAAUGGAUGAAGAUGGUCGACAAGUAUGCCUCCGAAGAGGCAGAGCUCCUCCUCGUGGGUAACAAGAUGGACUGCGAGGGCGAUCGCGUCAUCUCCAGACAACAAGGCGAGAGGUUUUCCUCUCGGAUAAGUGGCAUGCGUUUCUGCGAGACAAGCGCCAAAGACAACUGCAACGUGGAUGAGAUCUUCCUCAAGCUUGUGGAAGACAUUCUCAGCAAGAUGCCGCUGGAGGUUCCCAAUAAGGAGCUCUCCGGCAGCGUGCUGUCUCUGCAGCCUGAACCUGAAGUGCCUCCAGAGCUGCCCCCACCUCGUGUACGCUGUUGCUGAACCAACCAUCACCCAAAACCUUACUCAAUACGCACCAAACAAUUGACAACCUUCUGCUCACACGUGCAAUGUACCAAACUGACCACGAGGAGGCAGCAGCGAUUUGGACGUCGCAACUGUACCCCCCCACCCACAUUUUGCCAUCCUCAUCUGGACUACCUCACUAGUUGUGUACCCACACACGCACACACAUACGUGCCUUUGAGGUAGAGCACCCCCUCUUUCCUAGAGUUUAACUGCUACUGUUAAAAAGCACACUUUUUUUUGUUUUUUAAUGCUGCCAUGAAGAUAAGUUGCAUGUAGGUUGUUACUCAUCAGUAUUACGUAUACAUAUUGUGUUUAACAUGCAAGGAGUUGACAGUAAUGAUAAAAAUUGAGGAUUUUCGCACAUGGACAAACGGUUUUCUGCAGUGACGUAACAAGUGCGCUGAAUAUGUUGACUCCAUCAUGAUUGCACUUAAAAAAGAAAGGUCUGCAUCUUCUGUUUAAAUUUCUUUGAACAUGUUAGCCCUUUCAACAUGGUAUUCCUUUGGAUUUGGUUUUAUGUUAAAUGACUACAAGCGUACUGAAAAUCAGGCCAAAGCGGAGCGUUUUCCCUGCUCAAAAUGCAAGCCUUCUAUGUUGGAUUAUCUUAUGAUUUUUGUGUCAAAUGCAGUUUUUCUUCCCUGAGAUCAGGCCAUGUGUUAAACCCAUUCAAUAUUUGGAAUCACACCCUCAAGUCAACACACAACGCUGUAAGAACACUUGCUGAUUUAUUUUCCCUUGUGUGGGAUUUCCUUGUUUGAAAAACAGACAUGUGCGUAACCCCCGUGUAAGUUCAGAUAUCCAGCUUGCUAAAAAUGAUCUAUUUCCACUUUUUAUCAGUUGCCUUUGACAACGCUUACAAACAUGAGGACCCAUUUUUGUAGAUCAUCUUUUGCCACUAACCUAACUCUUAUCAUUUCUCUCUAUCAAAUAUUUGAGAUUUCCGAGAGGUUGGGACUUCUUUUUGCAAUUUGGAUUUGUUGCUAUUUAUAACUAUUGUGGCAUUGUUGGACUAAUGAAAUUAAAGAUGUCUAUAUUUAUUACUGAA
Corythoichthys intestinalis (scribbled pipefish) is the source of this 1977-nucleotide messenger RNA. RefSeq names its product RAB12, member RAS oncogene family (gene rab12). The coding region runs from base 177 to 905 and encodes 242 amino acids. Lineage: Eukaryota; Metazoa; Chordata; Actinopteri; Syngnathiformes; Syngnathidae. Gene Ontology annotation, biological process: regulation of exocytosis; protein secretion; endocytic recycling. The transcript has 6 exons. Gene Ontology annotation, cellular component: trans-Golgi network transport vesicle; synaptic vesicle; endosome. Gene Ontology annotation, molecular function: GTPase activity; GTP binding. The record is from RefSeq and is a predicted model, not a curated record.